Arabidopsis lyrata subsp. lyrata is the source of this 1012-nucleotide messenger RNA. RefSeq names its product nucleolin 1. The record is from RefSeq and is a predicted model, not a curated record. Lineage: Eukaryota; Viridiplantae; Streptophyta; Magnoliopsida; Brassicales; Brassicaceae. The transcript has 5 exons. The coding region runs from base 452 to 715 and encodes 87 amino acids.
AAAAAAAUCUCAUUCUUCUUCUUUCCUCUCUAACCCUAGAAACGCGAUGGAGAAAACGAUUUCUUCUCCUCCGCCGAUCUCCUGCCUCCGCUCCCUCCGUUUCUUCUCCGGCUCCAUCUCUUCAAUUCUAUUUCACCUCUUCGUUACUUCUUCGGCUUCAUCUCCUCGAUUCUAUUUCACAUUUCCUCGGGCGAUUUUCGAUUUCUCCUCACCUCCAUGGUCUAACAAGCUUUGAUUUGUGCUUCUCUCCUCUCCUCCGCUCCUCCUGCUGUUAAGGCCACUAAUAAGCCUUUGAAAGGUAAGAGAGAGCCUGAAGAUGAUGUUGAUACUAAAGUGAGUCUUAAGAAGUAGAAGGAAGACGUGAUUGAUGUUGUACAAAAGUAAAAAGCUGUGAAGAAGGUGACUAAGAAGGUUGAGAGCUCUGAUUCAUCAGAUUCUGAAUCUAAGAAAGAUGAGAAGGCUAAGAAAGUUCCAGCGAAGGCUGCAACCAAGAAGCAUGCUGCGGCUGCUGCUAAAAAGGCCAAGGUCUGAGAGUUCGUCUGAAGAUGAUUCAUCCUCUGAUGAGGACUCAGAUGAUGAUUCUGAGGAUGGGAAGGCUGCUGCUACCAAGGCUGCAAGUAGUUCAGAUUCAUCUGAUGAAGAUUCUGAUGAGGAAAGUGAAGAUACUACUGAAUGUCUUCAUGGUGCAAUUGCUAUGGAGAAGAUGCGUUGGUGAAAGGUACACACCAAAAUUGCUUUAAUUGUUAAUUUAUGUGUGUGUAAAAUUGAAUUGAAUUGAGAUUAGGAACAAUUGAAUUAAAUAGAAACUGACCACUUUAAUUUAAUAGAGAUUAGAUAGAUGUGGUUGAGAAUGCAGUUGUCUUUAAAUGAAUCAAUGAAUACAGAAGAAGUAGAUAGUGAAUUUAUUGUCAUCUCUAUAACAAUAGUUUCUCUGAAGUUUAAUGUAUUUGUGGCGUUGGUGAUGAGAUGGAGUGAAUUUAAACAGAAAAAAAAUAUUAAAUGCAACUGAGCU